Molecule: messenger RNA, 864 nt
Organism: Lasiosphaeria miniovina
Lineage: Eukaryota; Fungi; Ascomycota; Sordariomycetes; Sordariales; Lasiosphaeriaceae
Exons: 1
Coding region: 1-501 (166 amino acids)
Source: RefSeq, a predicted model, not a curated record
AUGGAUCCGUGCAAAGUUUUGCAGCCACACGGCGUUCUAAUAUGUAAAUCUUGCCGGUACGCUUGUCUUAUACAAGAAGUCACUAACCACCUACGUACGAAGCAUCGGCACCUCAGCGCCCAACAGAGAGCAACUAUCCAAAAGGCUGUCGGACGACUCCCCAGCUUAUUCCACAACCAGGACUCACUCAACUUCUUUACUUUACCGGCGUGUCCCGUUCCAGCCAUUCUAGACCUGGCGGGACCUCACUUUGACGGGCUGAAGUGCGAUCGGUGCCAGUAUAUUGCGCGGCAAGACCGUCUUACACAAGAGCAUUGUCGGAUAGCACACGACUGGGUUAAUCCCCGUAAGCCAGGCCGCACCACGAGGGAGAUACCAGCAUUCAGCAAUCCGUGGCGCUCUGGCGUGCCGUGCCAGCGCUUCUUCAGUUCCCGGCGGGCCAGCGGCUGGUUUGAAGUCAUCAUUCCAGACGCAUCUCUCCCCGGCAGCCCCGGCACCUGAUUUUCUCCACAGUACAACGACGCAGACAGGUACGUGGCUAAUCCAUCAGCUACCUGCAAACUUGGUAUUUCCCAUCGCCAAGUACAGUUUGCCUUCGUGUCCUUUUUCUCAAUCGCCCUCAAAGGGCAUUUUUCACAUUGUCAUUCAUCUUGAGGAGGGAGGUGGCUAAGCCCACCAGCAAAACAGAUACCAAUCACGAUGCGUUGACACGUGCAGUUGGCGCCAGCCGUCAGGCGCAAACGCCACCAAAAUGCCUGACAUGCGGGGUUAGGGAUUCUGACAGGCAUUGACAGGGAAACGCGUCGAGCCCAACGUCGGCCACAACAAUCACAUCACGGGCCAAAGUACUAUCGGGACCACUGU